This is a messenger RNA of Phoenix dactylifera (date palm), 2840 nucleotides long. RefSeq names its product Protein kinase superfamily protein. The record is from RefSeq and is a predicted model, not a curated record. Lineage: Eukaryota; Viridiplantae; Streptophyta; Magnoliopsida; Arecales; Arecaceae. Gene Ontology annotation, biological process: protein phosphorylation. Gene Ontology annotation, molecular function: ATP binding; protein kinase activity.
CUCUCUCUCUCUCUCUCUCCUUUUUCUUUUUUGUGGUUUUGUACAUAUAUUUUCUAGUGAACAAGAAAUUUAUGAUCAAAGGCAUGUCAAGGUGGUGCUCCCCAGAAUGUCAUGAUGCACGUAUCUUUAUUUUUUCUCUCCAAGAAGUUAGUUUGCAGCAUGUCAUUGGACCUUCAUCAGCACUGGUCUACUUCCAUCAUGUAAAGUUCCACUGGAAUAACGAAAUCCUACUAAAACUAAAUGGUGUAGUCAUCUCAUCAUUACCACUCGAAACUUAUUAUUGGGCCUAGUCAAGUAGAAGGAUAUCUUUCCUCAAAUCCUUCCAUUCCCUCCCUUCUUGCACCCCUCUUGCCACCUCAGUGGUAUAAAUGAAUAAAAUACCAAAGCCUCUCAUUCUGUCAGGAGGUGGAAUCCCUCCACGGUUAAAGGCUAAUCAGUGAUUUAUGAACCUUUCCAUCACCUCCUUGUCCGCAUGCUUUGGCUUCAACAACAAGAUAGAAUCAAUCUCUGAGUCUUUGCUUCCACCCCAAACCAAACCACUCACCAACCAGGCCAUUAUACUGUGGAGGCUGAAAACAGCGGUGAGAAGGCCAUCUCUCCCUCCAUCUAUUAAUGAGACGAUUCAUUUCCUCUUCCCUCCCUCCCUAUUCUGCUAUGCUUCUUAAGCAAGUCAGUUUGAAUGACAUCAAACAGUGGUCUCCACUACCCACCUCUUCCCAUCUCCAUCCAUGCAAUUCUCUAUUCUACAUAUUUCAAACUUCUUUGCGACAUGGCAUCCCUCGUUCGGUCUUAGGAAAGCAACAGGUCUAAUCCUCUGCUUCUCAAAUGGAUUCCAUAGAGGAGCAUUCUCUUUCCAGUAAAAUACUCAUUGGUAUCUCACUCGACGCACGAGCUAGCAGUGAGCUUCUUUCGUGGGCGGUUGGAAAUGCAGCUCAUCCAAAUGACACCAUUGUUGCCUUCCAUGUUCUCGUUGGGAAAGGAGAGAAGAAAAUUAACUCAGAUAAGACUAGACUGCGCCAAGCGAAGAACUUUGUGAUUUCCAUGCUUGGAGAGUUUGUUGAUAUCUGUGAGACUAAGCAGGUGACGCUGGAGGCAAAGGUUAGGAGCAGCUCGAGCAUUGGAAGGGGUCUUACCGAUGAGGCAGCAUCGAUCGAUGCCAACUUUCUUCUUGUCGGUGGCUCGAGGAAUUCAUCCCAAAGAAAUUCAUUUGAAAUCACAAAGUAUUGCAUCAAGUAUGCUCCCGAAGGCUGCUCGGUUGUCGCUGUUGGAAAACCAGGAAACCAAUCUUUGAGCUCGAGAUGGAACAACAAAAACGUCGAUGUGGAUAAGGCUCCAUCCCCUCUGCAGAAGCUUUUUGGGUCAAAUUCCAAGAUAGAGAAGAGGCUUUCAUCCUGUCAAAGUACCUGCGAGAAGAGCUCGCCUAGAGCUGUUCUAGAUGGACCUGAGGGAGAGAACCCUGCUCCAGAGGAGUGCUUUAGUCCCUCUAGCAAUGAGACUAGCGGUCGCAGCCGGUCCGGCAUUUGGAGGCGCCUUUCUAUUGCCAAGCUGUUCUUUCCUUUCUUUCGUUCUACAGAGCACUUAGCCGGAAAGGAGACUGAUGGGUGCUCGACCUACACUGAAGACCAGAAGCCUUCUUGGAGAUGCUUUAGCUAUGAAGAGAUUUCUAGUGCUACAAAUAACUUCCACCCCGACAAUAUGGUCGGUAAAGGAGGAUAUGCGGAAGUAUUCAAAGGAAACCUCCAUGACGGCCAAGCUGUAGCAGUGAAGAGAUUGGCUAGAGGCAACACCAGUGAGCAAAAAGAGAAGGAAUUCCUUACAGAACUAGGCAUAAUUGGGCAUGUAUGCCAUCCAAACACAGCCUCCCUGAUAGGCUGCUGCAUUGAGAAUGGACUUCAUCUGAUCUUCGAUUUUGCUGCUAAUGGAAGCUUGGCAUCAGCUUUGCAUGGUAAAAAUGGCAAGUUCCUCGCGUGGUCGGUGAGAUAUAAGAUAGCCAUGGGGAUUGCUAGAGGUCUGCACUACCUUCACAAAUGCUGCAGGCGGAGAAUCAUUCACCGUGAUAUAAAGGCUUCCAAUGUUCUCCUUGGGCCAGACUUUGAACCCCAGAUUUCAGAUUUUGGACUGGCAAAAUGGCUUCCAAAACAAUGGACUCAUCACUGUGUCAUCCCAAUAGAGGGCACUUUUGGGUAUUUGGCGCCAGAGUACUUCAUGCAUGGGAUUGUUGAUGAGAAGAUUGAUGUUUUUGCCUUUGGGGUUCUGUUAUUGGAGAUUGUUACUGGCAGGAGGCCUGUGGAUUCAUCAAAGCAGAGCCUGCUCCUUUGGGCCAAGCCACUUAUAGACACUGGGAGAAUAGCUGAACUGGCUGACCCAAAGCUCGAAGGUAAAUAUGACCCGGAUCAGUUGCAGAAAUUAGUGCUCACUGCCUCCUGCUGUGUGAGACAGACAUCUAUCUGGCGUCCAUCCAUCAGUGAGGUAUUACAGCUCCUAACAGACUGCGAUGACUCCAAAGUAAUAGAAAGCUGGAGGAUGCCCGAAAGCCAGAUCGAUGAAAUGGAUGAUUGGAGUUUGGGUUCAGACUUCUGCUAUCCCUACUAGCCAUCUCUUCCACAAAAUAUUGGUAGGUCUAGAGUUUGUUUUCGUUUUUUGCACUGGUUUAGAAUAUGAUUGACUGAUAACUAUGAGAACCAUGAUGAAGUUAUUUGGUCUUUGUAAUUUAUUGUGAUAGGCAUGGAUGUCAAGGUUUUGAUUUCUCUCUGUUUCAAUGCCAUGUUAUAUGAUUUUGUGAUAAAAAAAGACUUGAAGAGAAUUGCAGAUACAUGUCCCAUUUUGGAGGUGGCUAAAAA